UGUGUGUGUACGCGCUCGGGUCUCCUAUUAUGAGCAAAUUGAGCAAACUACUAGAAUUGUACAGGAAGGUGAUAAAAAUAGGGUUAUGUUAAUAUUGCUGUCAAAAGUGGCGAGAGCAGAUUGUAAUAAUGCUAAACUCAUUGAAAAUUGGAAGAAGCUUGACGAAUGCGUCGAAAAUUCAAUGCAGAAAUCUAUCGACUAUUGCGGCAUUUCCACAUCAAAAGUCAAAUGAAGCUAGUGACGCAAACACAAGGAUGAACUUCAUCAAUCCGCUGUCAUACCAGGAUUACUUCAGUGUUCAUAACCUAUUCACAGUGCAAGAUUUACUCAAUGCCAGAGUUCACUAUGGGCAUAAAAUUGGCUCUUUGAAUGAAUGUAUGAAACCCUAUAUCUACGGAGCGCGGUUGGGUCAUCUUAUUUUUGAUCUAGACCAAACAGCACAACAUCUGCGAGAAGCUCUAAAUUUUACUGCUCAUGUUGCGUAUAGUGAUGGCCUGAUACUUUUUCUGUACCGAGGAGCUAUGAAUGCACAUCUAGUGGAGAAGACGGCUUUAGAGUGCGGCGAGUAUUCGCAUACACGGUACUGGCGUGGAGGUGUAUUCACUAAUGCAAGUGUCCAAUUUAAAGCAGUCACAAGGCUCCCGGAUCUUUGCAUCUUCCUCAAUACGCUUAACAAUGUAAUGAAUCAACACACAGCAAUUCGGGAUUCUGCAAAAAUGUCCAUCCCAACUAUUGGAAUCGUUGAUACGAAUUGUAAUCCGAAUUUUAUCACAUACCCAGUGCCGGGAAACGAUGACUCUCCGGUUGCAAUCGAGUUAUAUUGUAGAGUAUUCAAGGAGGCUAUAUUGCGUGGCAAGGAGAAAAGAAAAAAUCAUCUUGAAAUACUCAAGCAACAGAAAAUCGAAGAAUAAAGUGU
Molecule: messenger RNA, 916 nt
Organism: Phlebotomus argentipes
Lineage: Eukaryota; Metazoa; Arthropoda; Insecta; Diptera; Psychodidae
Gene: mRpS2
Product: small ribosomal subunit protein uS2m
Exons: 3
Coding region: 129-911 (260 amino acids)
Biological process (GO): translation
Cellular component (GO): mitochondrial small ribosomal subunit; ribosome
Molecular function (GO): structural constituent of ribosome
Source: RefSeq, a predicted model, not a curated record